Molecule: messenger RNA, 558 nt
Organism: Medioppia subpectinata
Lineage: Eukaryota; Metazoa; Arthropoda; Arachnida; Sarcoptiformes; Oppiidae
Source: the annotation of a GenBank genome assembly
AAGAACUACGGUUACGUUAACCACAGUAUCCUUAAUGAACACACUUUGCGUUUAAACCACAUUCAGAACCAAUUGAAUCAAAUCAGCAAAAUUGCUGAAUUUUCGCCUCAAAAAGCAGUGCAAAGUGUGGACACAACACGACGCGAGUAUUCAUCCGAUAGUGACAGCGAUUUUACAGCCGAUUCUGGCAAUAGUAGCGAUGAAAGUGAGAUCAGCGAUAUCUCCUUCGAGACCUGUUCUACGGUCGAUGUGGUCGUGUCUUCGAGUACUACUAAAGCCAAUGAUAAUAAUGAAAUGAGAGUAGAAAAUAAUGAGAAUUUAGUUGCCGUUAACAGUCCUGAGCUUACAAUAAGUCCCCGAUCUUAUAACUUGAGGCCACGAAAGAGUAUCACUUAUACUAAGAGCGGAAUUAUCACUGAAACAGUGGAUGAUUUUGUGGCAACAGUACAGCUUUCGGAGUGUAUUUCAAAAGCAAAUUCACAAAUAACUCACACGAAUGCCAAGAAUUUCUUAUCGUCCGAUGAGGACUAACUUUGGCGUUAUUUAUUAGUCAUUAAC